GACUCCACUGAGAGCAAGUUGUCAGUUUCCCCAGUUAACCCUGCACUGUGUUCAGUCUGUAUUCAAGUCCCGCUUUGGUUUGAACUGUGUUAUAAUUGGGGGCUGAGGUUUCUGCGGUCAAGAUGGGAGUGCCGAAGUUUUACCGCUGGAUCUCGGAGCGCUAUCCGUGUCUGAGUGAAGUUGUGAAGGAACAUCAGAUUCCAGAAUUCGACAAUCUCUAUCUGGACAUGAAUGGGAUCAUUCACCAGUGUUCCCACCCCAACGAUGAGGACGUCCACUUCCGCAUCUCCGAGGAAAAGAUCUUCGCUGACAUCUUCCACUACCUGGAGGUGCUCUUCAGGAUCAUCAAGCCGCGCAAGGUUUUCUUCAUGGCCGUGGACGGCGUGGCGCCAAGGGCAAAGAUGAACCAGCAGAGAGGACGCAGAUUUAGGUCCGCCAAAGAAGCAGAGGAUAAGAUAAAAAAAGCUCUGGAUAAAGGAGAGGUGCUUCCCACAGAGGCUCGCUUUGAUUCCAAUUGUAUCACUCCAGGCACUGACUUCAUGGCAAGACUCCAGGAGCAGCUCAAGUAUUUUGUCCACAACAAGCUCUCCACUGAUAGGCUGUGGCAGAAUGUCAGAGUCUACCUGUCCGGUCAUGAGACACCAGGGGAGGGAGAACAUAAGAUCAUGGAGUUUAUUCGCUCUGAGAAUGGCAAGCCGGGCCACAACCCUAACACCCGACACUGCCUAUACGGUCUAGAUGCUGAUCUGAUCAUGUUGGGUUUGACCAGCCACGAGCCAAAUUUCUCCCUGCUCAGAGAGGAGGUCCGCUUCGGAGGAAAGAAAAACCAGAAAAGGAUAACAGCUCCAGAGGAAACAACUUUCCACUUGCUUCACUUGUCUCUCAUGAGGGAGUACAUUGAUUAUGAGUUCUCUGACAUCAGGAAACACAUUGGUUCUGACUAUGACUUGGAGCGAAUAAUAGACGACUGGGUCCUAAUGGGGUUCCUCGUGGGAAACGAUUUCAUCCCUCACCUUCCUCAUCUUCACAUCAACCACGAUGCUCUGCCACUGCUGUACAAGACCUACAUCAGUGUACUGCCCAGCCUUGGGGGUUAUCUGAAUGAGAACGGCCACCUAAACCUUAGGAACUUUGAGAAAUACCUGGAGAAACUUUCUGAGUUUGACCGGGAACAUUUUAGUGAUGUGUUUGUGGACCUGAAGUGGUUCGAGAGUAAAGUUGGUAACAAGUAUCUGAACGAGGCAGCGGGCCUGGCAGCAGAGAAGGAAGCUGCCAGCAAAGACACCAACAAGGAGGAUUCGUCUCUCUGCCUGGCAGCUCUGACCUCAUCAGACAGAGUGACGGAAGGAGGGAAAGCAGAAGACGAGGAAGAAGAGGAGGAUAUGUUUGAAACGGAGUUCAGACAGUACAAACGUACAUACUAUAUGACCAAAAUGGGCGUGGAUGUGGUGUCAGAUGAGUUUCUAGCCCAGCAGGCCAAAUGUUACGUGGAAGGUAUCCAGUGGAUUCUGCACUACUAUUACCACGGCGUCCAAUCCUGGAGCUGGUACUACCCCUACCACUACGCUCCCUUCCUGUCCGACAUCAGGAAUAUAUCCGGGUUAAAGUUGACCUUCGAUCUCGGAAAACCCUUCAUGCCCUUCCAGCAGCUGUUAGCGGUCCUGCCUGCUGCCAGCAUGGCACUGCUGCCCGAGAGUUACAGGCCCCUGAUGACCAGUGAAAAUUCAGCCAUUAUUGAGUACUACCCUCUAGACUUUAAAACGGACCUCAAUGGGAAGCAGCAGGAGUGGGAGGCUGUGGUGCUCAUUCCCUUCAUAGAUGAGAGGUGCUUGCUGGCAGCCAUGGAGCCAUGCAAUCAUAAGCUGACUAAAGAAGAGAAGGCCAGGAACUGUCACACAGAGUGCGCCGUCUACACAUACGACCCCGAAAUAGACUUCUCCUACAGCUCCAGCCUACCUCAGUUGUUCCCCGACAUCGUCCACUGCCACGCCAGGAAAGCAAACAUCGCCAUGGACGCCUGGCACGUGGGGUUAGAUCACGUGGGCAGGCGCAUGGAUAAGUCAGCUCUGUACUUCUGCGGCUUCCCCACCCUGCAACACAUCAGACACAAGUUUUACAAGAAGAAGAGUGGCGUGGUUGUGUUCCAGCAGAGCAGCAGAGGGGAGAACACGAUGCUGGACAUCCUCCCCAGCCAGGAAGGAGAGCCGGUCUGCGAUGAUGUUGCUGCACGAGUACUCGGCAAGCCGGUGUUUGUCAACUGGCCGCAUCUAGAGGAAGCUCGUAUUGUUGCAGUGUCGGACGGAGAGACAAAGUUUUCUCUAGAGGAACCACCAGGUGUCCAAAGAAUCUAUGACAGGCCCUCCACUCCCCCUCCCACCAAAGUCAACCGCCUGUCAGACAAGGAGCAGAAGGACUGGGUGAAAGACGUCCAGGGAAUCACUGAAUAUUUCAUGAAGAGGAAAGGCAUCAUAGUGAAUGAGACAGUGGUGGUUUUAUACGGCCAGACGCUGACGGGAAGGAAAUACGUCCCCAAAGCCAACGGGGUGGUGGAGCUAGAGAAACAGUGGUCCAAACAAGUUCUUCCUUUCGCCUACCAGACUGUGGUUAAGGACAUCAAGGCCUUUUACUCGUCCCUGACCUGCUUUAAGAGCUUAGACGAGCUCUUUCCUCCUGCAACUACCGUCUUCAUGGUGGGGAACCCGUACUACGGUGCCAUUGGAGAGGUGCAGGACUCCAGCGAUGUCAUCAAAGACGGCCGGGUCCGUGUGGUCUUCAACGUGCCGCACGAGCCUCAGUUAGAGCCCUUAAUCCAGAACCAGCAUAAAUACUGUGUGAAGUACAGUCCCGGAUACGUCCUGGCGUCUCGCCUUGGCAUCACCAGCUACCUCGUCUCCCGCUUCUCAGGAAGUGUUUUCAUUGGCAGAGGAUCAAAGAGGAAUCCCUGCGGUGAGCAAAAAGCUAACGUUGGCCUGAAUCUGAAGUUCAACAAGAAGAAUGAAGAAGUUCCCGGAUACACCAAGAGAACUGAAAAAGAGUGGCUAUACUCUGCUGCUGUGGAGGAACUGCUCGCUGAAUACCUGGACCGAUUUUCCGAGGUAUUUAACUCAGUGUCCAGAAACAGCCAUGAUGAUGUUUUCUAUGAGGAUGACAUCUGGCCUGGAGAGGACCAGAACGGGGCCGAGAAGGUGUCUGAAAUCACCUCAUGGUUGAAAAGCCACCCAGUCAGCUCCAUCAGCAGGUCGUCAUGUGACCUGCAGGUGCUAGACACGGCCAUCGUUGAGAGGAUCGAGGAGGCGGUGGAGAAAUCCAAGGUGAAGAAGAGCACCAAGAAAGUCCGUGUGACUGUCAAGCCUCACCUCUUGUUCAGGCCAUUGGAGCAGCAGCAGGGUGUGGUCCCAGACCCCGACGGCGAGUAUCGCCUGUUUGACAGAGUCAUCAACGUGAGGGAGAGCUUCACCGUCCCUCUGGGACUCCGAGGAACCGUCAUCGGCAUUAAAGGAGCUGAGCGGGAGGCAGAGGUUCUCUAUGAGGUGCAUUUUGAUGAGGAAUUUGCUGGAGGACUGAACAUCAGGUGCGCGUCACUCCGUGGUUACCGCCUCCCCCCCUGCGCUCUCAUCAACCUCUCCCACGGCGCCCGAGUGGAUCACACCUCCCACAAGCUCACCGCCAUUGUCAAACCUCAGCCCGCUGCGGCCGGCAACUUCAACUCCCAAAGGCAGAUGGGCGGCCUCAACCACUCGCCGCGGUCACCCUUCAUACCCACACAACACAACAACAAACACAACACAGUGAAAGCAGCGUCCCAAGGCAACAGGAGCUCUCCCUCUAAGGGUCCCAUCCAAAAACAACAGGCCAAGGGUAAAGAAGAGUACAGUAAUGUGUGGCAGACUCUGCAGAACUCAGGACCUCCUACCAAACCUCCUGCUCACUGGCAAAAUAAUGCCCCAGCUGGUAACAUCAGGCUAUUGAAGAAAAGCGAAGAUGCCAACUCUCUUUUACCCACACAGAACACAGCCAAUAAGACCACCACUGAGUUUGAGGACCUGAUAGCCAGUCUCAAGAUUUCCAAGGGUACCCCACCUCCUGCUGCACCUGCACAAGCACCCACCAGCCAAUCAGACGGGCCGUUGUCUCCACAGUCCUUUGCCAUGAAGGGGACCAUGAUGCUGAAGGAGAUGCUGAAGAUUGACAGCGCUGGAACAGGAAGUCCCUCCCCCCAGGACAUGGCCUCCUCCGGGGGUCAGCAGCAGAACAGGAGACGAUCAUCCAAAAAACUGGCUGCAAACAUGAACGUCCCACACGGAGACACAGCUUCACCAGUUCCUCCUGCGUCCGCCACCUCGGCCAACCUCCCCAACACCAUGCUGGCCAGUAAGGUGUCAGAGCUGGCGUGUGUGUGUGUGGGGUUGGGCAUGGCACCACCCGAUUUCAGCUUCAUAAGGAACAGACAGGGUCUGGUGGUGUGUCAGGUGAAGCUGUCCAACGGGUUGAUGGUUCAUGGUCCACAGUGUCAGUCAGAAAAUGAUGCCAAGGAGAAAGCUGCUUUCUUUGCCUUACAAAGACUGAACUCAGUGGGCUCAGGCUUCCCCCUCCCACCUCCUAUGUUCCCCGGGAUGGGCCAGAUACGACCUCCACCUAUUGGAGCCAUGAACCCAGUCUUCAACCAAUCAAGUGGCUUGCUGUUGCCCCCCCAGGGUUACCCCGCGCCUCUAUGGGGGAUGCCUCUUCCUCCCCACCACCACCAGAACCAACCGUUCUUCGGAGCUACUGGGACAUUCCCCGGUGCUGCUCGCCCCCAACCUGCCACAUCACUGCCCAUCGGCUCACACAACCAGUUCAUCCCGUUACAGGUGACUAAGAAGCGAGUCUCGGCCAAUAAGAAGAACCAAGAAACUCGAGAGUUCUACAGCGCCGCCCACACCGUCGCCAGGAACCAAUCGCAGAAAGCCCAAAACCAGGUGUCCGGCCAAUCAGACCAACAGCCCGCCAGCAGCAACCCCUCCUCAACCAGUCCCAGCCCAGCAGACGUCGUGCCCAUGACCCCUCCUCGGCAAAACCCCCCAUCGACAGGCCACACCCCCGGCUCAUCCUCAAAAAGGAAGCACAGGAAGCUGGCUGUCAAUUUUGAAGCGGCUAAAGUCUCUGAGUGAUGAGCUGCUGUGUGUGUUUGUGUGCGUGUGUGCGUGUUGGAGAGAGCGAGAUAGGCUCAGCUGUAUUAAGGCCUGACUCAGCAUCUCUGAUCAAAACCUCCGUCAUUGUGAAACAUUUUCACGCAACGUUUCAGUGCAGAAAGCAGCUUCAGUCAAGACAUUGGGUCAUAUUUUCAUGUUUUACUAACAGGAACAUUUCCCACUUUUAUUUUGUCAUCUGCCUCUAAUCACACAGAUCAAACAUGGCAUCUCUUCACCUCUUCACUUCAGGUCAGGUACACUUGUUCAUCAAAAGUUUGCUCCAUUCUGUUAAAAUGA
Scomber japonicus (chub mackerel) is the source of this 5468-nucleotide messenger RNA. It is a transcript of the gene xrn1, whose product is annotated as 5'-3' exoribonuclease 1. The transcript has 40 exons. The coding region runs from base 123 to 5150 and encodes 1675 amino acids. Gene Ontology annotation, cellular component: nucleus. Gene Ontology annotation, biological process: nuclear-transcribed mRNA catabolic process; rRNA catabolic process. The record is from RefSeq and is a predicted model, not a curated record. Gene Ontology annotation, molecular function: RNA binding; 5'-3' RNA exonuclease activity. NCBI's taxonomy places the organism in Eukaryota, Metazoa, Chordata, Actinopteri, Scombriformes, Scombridae.